AUGGCGUGCCUAUCGUUGGCCACCUUUGUCUUUUGGCUCCUUGUGCUGCAGAAUGCGGGCGUCGUCCUGCUCAUGCGGUACACGCGUGCCACGCGUGGCGAGAGCGACUACGUGCCACAGGUCGUGGUGCUGACCAUCGAGGUGGCCAAGCUGGCGGUGUGUGCGGCCGUCCUCUGUGUCGGCGAAGGCUUCGGGCCCGUCUGCACAGGCUUCCUUCGCCAGUCUGCACAGUCGGCCGUGCCCGCGCUCCUCUAUCUGCUGCAAAACAACAUCAUCUUCUUCGCCAUCUCGCGCAUCGACGCGCCGACCUUCCAGGUGCUGUACCAGAGCAAGAUCGCGCUCACCGCGCUCCUCUCGGUGCUCAUGCUCGGCCGCCGGCUGUCCGCGCGUCAGUGGCUCGCGCUGCUGCUGCUGACG
Messenger RNA from Emiliania huxleyi CCMP1516, 417 nucleotides. RefSeq lists its product as hypothetical. The transcript has 2 exons. Gene Ontology annotation, biological process: pyrimidine nucleotide-sugar transmembrane transport. The record is from RefSeq and is a predicted model, not a curated record. Gene Ontology annotation, cellular component: Golgi membrane. The annotation marks the transcript as partial. Lineage: Eukaryota; Haptophyta; Isochrysidales; Noelaerhabdaceae. Gene Ontology annotation, molecular function: pyrimidine nucleotide-sugar transmembrane transporter activity.